UAGUUAUAAUUGAUAUCAACUUAACUUCAAUUUCUUAGUAACAAGAAUUGCAAAAACUUGAAUCAAUAUCUCUAUUCGUCUCAGUGAAAGGAAAAUGAAAAGCUCAAUGGGUUCUCUCUUUGUAGUCUUACUCUUUGCUUUGGUUUGUUCCCUUGUCAAUGCUACUGAUCCAGGAUCCCUACAAGACUUUUGUGUUGCUGCUAAAAAUCCCAACGCAGCUGUGUUUGUGAACGGAUUAUUCUGCAAAGAUCCAAAACUUGCUGUGCCAGAAGACUUCUACCUUGCAGGAUUUAAUAAACGCGGUGAAAUUAAGAGUCCAGUAGGGUCCCUUGUCACACAGGCUAAUGUUGCUCAAAUUGCUGGACUUAACACUCUUGGUAUCUCCAUGGUCCGUAUCGAUUAUGCACCAUAUGGCCUUAACCCACCGCAUACACACCCAAGAGCCACUGAGAUUCUAGUUGUUUUGGAAGGUACUCUUGAGGUCGGAUUUGUCACUUCUAACAGUCCGGACGGCAACAAACUCUUCAAAAAGUUGCUUUAUAAGGGAGAUGUGUUUGUAUUCCCCAUCGGACUCAUUCAUUUUCAAUAUAAUGUUGGGAAAACCCCAGCAGUUGCUAUUGCUGCUUUAAGCAGCCAAAACCCUGGCGUGAUCACAAUUGCUAAUGCAGUUUUCGGAUCAAAAGCACCCAUAAAUGAUGAUAUUCUCGCCAAGGCUUUUCAAGUUGAUAAGAAAGUGGUUGACUAUCUUCAGUCACAGUUUUGGAUGGACAAUUAGACUAAAUAUGAAUGAUUAAUUAUUAUUAUGAUUGUUUUUAUUAGAAUAAACUCAUCGAUGAGAGAUGUAACUAGACAUAAAUACUGUUGUAAUUGUCAUUGAUAAUGUACCGAAGUUCAUAAUAUUUCGAUACA
Papaver somniferum (opium poppy) is the source of this 909-nucleotide messenger RNA. RefSeq names its product germin-like protein subfamily 1 member 13. The coding region runs from base 95 to 775 and encodes 226 amino acids. Gene Ontology annotation, molecular function: manganese ion binding. Gene Ontology annotation, cellular component: cell wall. The transcript has 2 exons. The record is from RefSeq and is a predicted model, not a curated record. Lineage: Eukaryota; Viridiplantae; Streptophyta; Magnoliopsida; Ranunculales; Papaveraceae.